Molecule: messenger RNA, 3371 nt
Organism: Caenorhabditis auriculariae
Lineage: Eukaryota; Metazoa; Nematoda; Chromadorea; Rhabditida; Rhabditidae
Source: the annotation of a GenBank genome assembly
AUGGCUGAGCGAUUGAAAGGAGAUAAGGACGGGCUGAGCGGUGUGGGAACGACGUGACGGAUUGUCAUGUAAAUCAGAUGCGGACCUCAGAUUUCAGCUGAGAUCUCGUUAGCAGACUUGCCUCCCACAAUUACCGUACAACCCAGUCGCUUCCAUUUUUGAACAAGAGAAAAACGCAGUAAACAUUACGUUUUCAGUCUUCAAGUGACAGUUUGGUUAUCAGAGAGGCCAAAAAACGUUCGUUAUCAGGCUAGCUACUUUUUCAUACUUGUAGAACAAAGUGAACGCUACUGUAUGAGAGAAUCUUAAUUUUCUUUCAGCAAAAUCCAAGCUGUUCAGACUUAUCUAAACUAAAUAAAUACUCAUCUAAAUUUUUAGAAGUAGCAGAAUCAAACGGUAGAAAUUGGUUGAGAAGAAGAAGAACUCCCAAACCGCUCACGCCCCGGAAUCUGCGGCGAUCUUUCCAGCAGUUUGAAAAAAAAAACGAAGGAUAAAAAUAUUGCGGAUGAAAAAUGACUAUGGGAAUGAAUUAUAAUCAACAAAAAAACAAUUAUGUCAGAAAGAGCACAAAGGGGACGCUGAACUUAUAUAAAAGUUUCUCAAAAGUAUCUCAAAUCCUGAAUUCCGCCCCAAUUAGUUUGCCUAGUAAAUAAAACAUUUUCACAUGUCGAAGGCGCGAACUUCUUAAAGUUUUUCAAGGAAAAGCUUUAGAAAAGAAGUGAGGAAAGAAGAGGCAGCUGACCUCCAACCAGCCUGCCUAUUGUAAAUGACAACUAAGCGACGAAAAGUGGCUCUUGGGGUCAACUCAUUGUAAAAUUUUCAGCUGCGGUUACACGUGCGCGAGUUUCUGCCCUUUUGAGAUUAGACUCCAACAAGAAAUUUUGAAAAUUAGGGUUCAAAUGGACAAAACCUACUGGAGAGGAGGGUCGUUUUGUCGCGCCCAUCGAAAAAAGCGGACCUUCUUCGAAACCUCAAGGUGAAACUGCGAAAAAAAAAAGUCCAAGCAAAAAGUGCUGGAUGGGGAGGUACUUCGAAGGGCGAAUUCAAACGUGCUAGCUGAAACGAAACUGAUUUGACUUCUUCAAAAAAAGGCAGCACAGACUUAAUUGAGUCUUUUUGUUUAUAUCUUCGUUUUUGAUAAAAAGUUAUUGAAUCAAAAAAGUGAGGUACUAGUUGCUAGAUAUAUCGAGGGGAUGUUCGAUUUAUCUUUUGUUUCAUUCCGGUACAGAAAAGUAAGAAAUCGGAAACUUCUUGGGUAGGAGAGUGUGAAGGUUCAAUAAACUGGCGGCCUUGGGAUGAAGCUCAAAGACCAAAUGACCUCGACCUUCCUUCGAGAUUCGGGUUAGUUACGUAAUCACCGAGCUUUUGCGAGAAGUCUGACCUCUACCUUGACAAAGUUCUCCAAGAAAAAAAACCAAGGUACUUUGAAAAUCAGCGUCAGAGAUCAAAAUAGAAAGAGAUUGAUCUGAAAAGAAAAAGUUGGUGUAGAAGUUGAUAGAUGAAGUCAGGGCCGAAGAGGAGAAGCGAUCGUCCGCCGAUAGGGCUGAGGUCGUUGUGAGCGGCGGCCGUUUGGAACCUCAGCAAGGUUCAAACUUUCAGACUUCUGAAGGACGAUUUUGGGCAUGAAACUCAAGGACUUCUCGUUUAAAGGAUUCGAAACUGUUUUCGCAAGUUUAAAAGAUUCUAGCUUUAUAGAAAGAGAAAAGGAAAAAAAUUUUUUGAAACAUCUGGCCUUGGACUACACGUUUUUUCCACAAUUAAAUGAUUUGUUUUGAAUUUCGGCACACGUGAAAAAGGGAAAUCGGUCAGGAGAACGCGUAGAAUGACGGCAAAAACCUGUCGCUUUCGUUUUCUCUCCGCUCGCCGCUCGAGCGGAAUGGCACGUGCUGUUCCCUUUAAAGACUGGGAAAAUUUAAAUAAAUCAUACAAAGCUCACUUUGAUCUAAAAAUAGAAAAUAGGGAUAAUAAUUGGCUUUGUGCCGUGUUCAGUUUGAUUCCGCGAAAUGCAAAAUGAUCUCUGACUCUCCAAAAUUUAGUGAUCUUUUCCUUUCUCUAACGGGUAUUUUGCAUUUCGCGGAAUCAAAUUGAACACGGCAUUGAGUAUAGGAAGAGUAGAAAAGUGAUUGUAAGAUAUAUCAACCCGUUAACUUUUCAGAGGGAUGAGAUGAAUGAAAGAAUGAAAUUCAAAAAUUUAUUUUAAAUAAGAGUUCAUCAAAAAGUGAAGAGUAUCAGCCUAAUAUGGAGAUUCAGAGAGUGAAGUAAAAUUGGACUUGAUUUUCAGUUUUAAUUUUGGAUUGAGUUUUGGCACGAGUUGAUGAAAGUCAGAGACUAUGAGGAUUCAAGAUAUCAGACGUUGCGGUUUUUUGUUGCUCUCUUUCAUUUAUUUUUGUUGAUCCAUUUCAACAAUCAUAGUUUUUUUUUUUCAAUAAAGAAAGUUGGUUAAAUCGAAUGGAGAAGAUAAGAAGCGUUCCAGUAAUAAACGAAGAGACUUGUGUUGAGAGGCCAUACGACCCGACAUAUGGAAUAACAACUCGGAAUAAACGCGGUUAUGUAAACUGUGCGUCAACUACACCAACUUCUGUACGCGCGUGAUAGAGGAGAAGCUUCAAAAAAAGUAAUGAAACGGCGCCGUCUGGGAAUGACUAACGUGUCUGGGAACGCCAUUCGGUUGCGCCGCGAUUCAAAUCUUGGGAGCUCAAAGAAGUGCUGGAGGUCAACCGCUAGUGUCGGUAUUGUUUCCUUCGAAGGAUAGAUGCAACUCAAAAAAUUUCUUUGAGGUCAUUUCGAACUUGGUGCUCGCAAGUGUAUUCUGGAAAAGCCGGUCGGUUCUGAGGUUUUUUUAUAAUGACAAUUCUUCAAUUCUUUGUAUCAUGAAAAGUUUCAAAUGAGAAGAUUCAAUAAUUUUCAAGGAUGUUCAAAUAAAAACUUUGUAAUUUCUGAAAAUAACCGCUAUAAAAAACCCUUCUAGCCGACCGAACCAACCGACUUUUUCAGCAUGCCUGAAAUAAGCCUAGUUUUGAACGUUUUUUCGGUCGGAAAAUGGAAGCAAAAACAAAAGGGUCAAAGUCUUGGGAACGUGGUUUUGCGCAAUCGGGUUUUGUUGCGCAACAGAAACGUAAAAGGCUGAAGACCGCAUUCAGAUCAGAACGAGAAAAGAAAAAUAAAUGAUGUAGGGACCCUCUAGAAGAAAGGAACUGAUAGAAGAGAAAAAAGGGGAAGACGUCGUAGAACCGGUCUUCCUCUUCAAUGGCACACUGCUCCAAGGGCUCGCCGACCGCAACUGCCAAUUCCACCAACCGGUUGCUACUCGUCCAAACUUCUAUUUGAAUGCAAGGCUGCCAAGAUUCAGAUCUCACCUGGUCAACAAAUAA